GCUGGUACUAUUCACAGUGAUUUCAGACCCUGUACCACACAGCUCCAUACUGUUUACACAACUCACAUGCACAACAGUAGCUCUGCUUAAUGUAAACAACCAUACUGUUAGACAGAUACAUACCAGAUAUUUGUUUCACACAGAUGUUGUUGCAGAUGGGGGUUCUGGUCCUGAUACGUUUGGUGAAACAUCAUCAGAAAGCUACAGCUCACCAUCCAGCCCUCAGCACAGAGGACCAGAGAGCCUUGAUAGUGAGGAUGACAACAACAAAGACACAGACAGCCACUCUGAUGACUCCAGUAAAUGUCCUGGUCCUGACAUGUUCUUCACACGCGACACUGUUCCAGCUGUGGUGGGGGACGUCUCCUCUGUCCAUUCUCUGUCUUCCAACAACCACCGGCCCCAGAUAGAUCCCCUGUGCCCAGAGAGCAGCACCGAGUUUCCUCCUCUCUCCUUCAUGCAUUCUCUGCCACCUCCCAGCCAAAGCAUCGCCGCUGAGGGGAAGCUCUCAUCUGGUACAAUGAUGAUGCAGAUGCCCUUAGUGCCUCCAGCCAUCCCAGGCCCAGGAAUUGUGGGAGACCCAGAGAAGAGGGACAUGCUCCCAACCUUUGGGAUUCCGCUGAUUGGCCUCCGCCCUCAAGGAAGUCUGUCUGUGCAGCCUUUUGUUCAGAGGUUUAAAACAGUUCUGGGUGGAGCUGAUGGAGCGUCAGGGAUUGGCUCUGCUGCUGCCAUGCCACAGGCUUCACAUCAGGCCCCAGUCAGAGCUAUGAGUGUCAUGACCCCUGGCCCCACAUCCUUCUGCUCUCCACCUCAGCAGCCCUGCCAAGACCCAGCCAGUGUCAACUCAGGUCUGGCCUCCUCUCUGCCACAUGUGGAGCCUUCACACGCCAAGCACCCGGGCUUAUCUUUACCAUCUGGCCUGCCUUCUCCCUACACCCUGCCCCCUAUCCCCUCAUCUGUCAUGCCUACUGUAGGAGCACCUGUAGCCACUGGAGUGGCUCCAUCUUCUGGACAUGUACAAGCUGCUGUUCCUCCAGCUGUGCCCACCCACACCCCUGGACCCGCCCCCAGCCCCAGUCCAGCACUUACUCACAGCACGGCACACAGUGAAUGUACAUCCUACAGCAACAGUGGUUCUUCCUGUGGAAGUGCCCCUAUUGCCCCUGGAAUCCCUAUUGCUCUUCAGCAAACCCAUCAGCAACAAGUGACUCCACAGCAGCCAACACAGCCACCACCACCACAACAGCAGCAACAGCAUCAACAACAACAGCAGCAGCAUCAACAGCAGCAGCAGCAGCAACAACAUCAACAGCAGCAGCAACAGAUGGGCUGUGGUACGUGUGGUUGUCAUAACAACUGUGGCGGGCGAAGCAGCAACAGCAGCACUGUCAGCGGCGUCUCCAGCUGCCAGACACCCUUAUUCUUCCCCACCCACCAAAUGGCAGCAGCAGCAGCUCGCCAGGUGUUCAGCGUUCCUCCGCCUCUCUUCCAGCUAACAAGCAUGUGCAGUAACAGCUACCUCACCCAGGCCCAGGCUCCUCACCAGGCCAACGGUGCUGCCACCCUGCCUCCCUUCUUCACCGCUGCUCCACCUCCUACACACCCGUCCCCCUACGGCCCCCUCCACGCAGACGUGCCAUCACACAUGCUGGGCACCCAGGCCGCCGCGGUGGCGGUCGCCGCAGCCGCAACCUACAACCUCCAGCAGCAGAUGGCGCCGGCGGCAUCUUUCUGCCAGCGGGUCUACCAGCACGUGUACCCGAAUCCUCUGGGGAUGCUGCCUGCUGCAACUCUGGGAGGAGGCGGAGUAAAUAAGAAGAGCGGCAAUGUGUCCUGUUUUAACUGUGGAGUCAGUGGCCACUACGCUCAGGACUGCAACCAGCCCUCCAUAGACUCCACACAGCAAGGUGGCUUCCGGUUAAAGUACGCAGCCUCCCACAUUUCAGAAGCAUUCGACAAUGCCGACUGAAGACGAAGAAAGGAUGAAGAGUUCCUCUGGUCUCGUUGCCACGGUGACAGUCCUGUGUUUCUCCCCAGGCAGAGUCUGAGUGAGUGGUGCACUAAAGCAUCUGUGUACUUCAGGAAAAAAAAAAAGAAUCUCAACCUGCCAAGGGCUCAGCGGACAAAGCCUAAGUACUUGUGCCUGAGAAAAUCUUGUUUCCGUGGAGAUGAUACAC
This is a messenger RNA of Paralichthys olivaceus (Japanese flounder), 2177 nucleotides long. Lineage: Eukaryota; Metazoa; Chordata; Actinopteri; Pleuronectiformes; Paralichthyidae. The record is from RefSeq and is a predicted model, not a curated record.